Trichoderma virens Gv29-8 is the source of this 1021-nucleotide messenger RNA. RefSeq lists its product as uncharacterized. Lineage: Eukaryota; Fungi; Ascomycota; Sordariomycetes; Hypocreales; Hypocreaceae. The transcript has a single exon. Bases 134 to 952 code for a protein of 272 amino acids. Gene Ontology annotation, molecular function: trans-aconitate 2-methyltransferase activity. The record is from RefSeq and is a predicted model, not a curated record.
UCGCUCUAUACCUAAGAUCGACAGCGCUUAAAUUCACAUAGCCAAGUUUCUCCUCCUUCAUCACUUCAAUCUAGCCUGGACGAUGAUAUCUCGUGGCUUCGGCCGACUUUCGAGAACUUUACUAAGCAGAACAAUGGCCACUCAAUCAACCAGCCAGGGAAGAGCAGCCGGCACAAAAGAUUGGUCGGCGGCCCAGUAUCUCAAAUUCGCUGAGCAGCGCACCCGGCCCUCGCGUGACCUUAUUGCUCAAGUGCCUUUGGCAUCCCCAGCUCGUAUUAUCGACAUUGGAUGCGGCCCUGGUAAUUCGACAGAGGUUCUUGCGAAACAAUGGCCAGACGCACAUAUUUUAGGCAUGGACUCAUCUCCCAACAUGAUUGAAACGGCACGCAAGGCACUGCCUAACCUGGAGUUUACUGUGGCGGAUCUGCAAACUUAUACGCCAGAGGGGCCAGUUGAUCUUCUUUUCUCCAAUGCAGUCUUUCAAUGGAUCAACUUUGAGGAUCGGAUCCCCAUCAUCAAACGACUGAUUCAAUCCCUGAAGCCUGGUGGUGUUUUUGCAUUCCAGGUUCCCGACAACUACACCGAGCAGUCUCACGAAGCUAUGCGGACAGUUGCCGCGAAUGGUCCUUGGGCAGAGACCCUUGGACGUCUUAAACCGUCACUUGGGCCUUUCCAGACGCCCAUGGAACUUUAUAACGGGCUGAAACCCCUAUGCUCAUCAAUAGAUGUAUGGCAUACGUACUAUAAUCACCCAUUGGGCGGCCACCAGGACAUCGUUGAAUGGGUCAAAGGCACGGGAUUGCGGCCAUUUAUCGAUCCGCUCAACCCGGAGCAGAAAGAAGGAUUUUUGGCGGCAUAUCUGGAGAAAUUGAAGGAGCUUUAUCCUCUUUGUGAUGAUGGAACUGCGCUGUUGCGAUAUCCUCGUCUAUUUUUCGUUGCUGUCCGCGCUUGAGUUCUACAAGAGCGUUCUAUCUGUUCAUAUGCGUCUAAUAUUGUUCGUACAAAUACAGCUUUUAGAUUU